Lasiosphaeria miniovina is the source of this 945-nucleotide messenger RNA. RefSeq lists its product as uncharacterized. Bases 242 to 886 code for a protein of 214 amino acids. The record is from RefSeq and is a predicted model, not a curated record. The transcript has a single exon. NCBI's taxonomy places the organism in Eukaryota, Fungi, Ascomycota, Sordariomycetes, Sordariales, Lasiosphaeriaceae.
AUAUAUCUUCUCUACGACCAUACAAGGUCCGACAACAAGGGACGGGAUCUGAGAUAAUUCCACCGUUCGCUAUGGUAUUAAUCGAGACUCGAUAGUCCUGUCGACCCCUCCCGUGUUCCAAUAUAUGACAAUUUAUGCCAUCUUGGCGCUCUCCAUUUUGCCGGAUUUACGCGUCAUACAACCAUGGGGAUGUACCCGGGUUCCCUCCCUUUGAGAAAGCCAAGAACAACAAAUCAGCAUCAUGCAAGUUGUUCCUGGGAGCUGUCAGCGCUGGGAUAUGUCUCGAGGCAAUGGUAGGCGCAAAAGACAACCAGGUGGAAGAUUCGGCGAAGAACCCCCUGAAACGUCGAACGUCCCGGAACUUUGCCCUAUUCUACGGGGAUGCCUCCCUAUGGGCCUCGGGUUUGAUGCUUGUCAUAGUUUAGCACAUGUCUGCACACCUCUGGAUUGCCAUGCAUGGAGGCUAAGACAUUACGACGACCUUAGUUUUGUUUGGUUCGUUUCGUACAGCCUCAUCCGUUUGUUAUUCUGUUGGGUCUCUGCUUCUCGCUUCUCGUCUUGGAGAGGGUUGCUGCUGACAUCACACCAUCUUGGGGCUCGCGAUCCGAACGGCGAGAAAGGGAAAGAAAACAAUACUAAUUGUUACCCAUGUGAGAAAAAAGCAGACCCAAUCACGGAUUAUGGUUCCCCUCCACAAAGAGUCAAUCAUUCCGAGUGCUUUCGUUGCCCGGUCUCAUUCAAGGCGGGAGAGCGACAUUUUUGCGUUGUUUUCCUGCGGGGAUCCUUCUGGUCGAAUCAGGAACUGACAGGUCACCCCGUGAGUUUUGAUGCGCCCGUUGUUGGUAUCGAGGGCGUGGGAGUAAGACAGGCAGUGAGGUACUGGUAGCGAUAGACAUGGACCUGAGGCCUUGCUGCCCUUCCUCCACGCCGGCUUCAACAUGAUAU